AUGUUACGGCAGGACUCCAUCCACUCCGCGGAUAUAAGGAGUAAAGGGUCCCCGUUUCGCGCAAAGUGUCAUGAAAUCUUCUGCUGCCCACUGAAGCAAGCCGUCCUCAAAGAGAGCUCAGCACCAGAAGAGCCGCAGCUGAAGGGGAUUGUGACAAAGCUGUACAGCAGACAGGGCUUCCACCUCCAGCUGCAGGCGGACGGCACCAUCGAUGGAACCAAGGAGGAGGACAAUGGUUACACCAUGUUCAACCUUAUUCCUGUGGGUCUGCGGGUGGUGGCCAUCCAGGGAGUGCAGACCAAACUCUACUUGGCCAUGAACAGUGAAGGAUACUUGUACACAUCAGAACACUUCACGUCGGAGUGCAAGUUCAAAGAGUCGGUGUUCGAGAACUACUAUGUGACGUACUCUUCCAUGAUCUACCGGCAGCAGCAGUCGGGCCGGGGCUGGUACCUGGGCCUCAACAAGGAGGGCGAGAUCAUGAAGGGAAACCAUGUCAAGAAGAACAAGCCAGCAGCACACUUUCUUCCCAAACCACUAAAAGUCGCAAUGUACAGAGAGCCAUCCCUCCACGAGCUGACAGAGUUCUCACGCUCGGGCAGCGGGACGCCCACCAAGAGCCGGAGUGCGUCUGCGGUGCUGAAUGGAGGCAAGACCGUGAGCCAGCACGAGUCCACGUAG
Messenger RNA from Knipowitschia caucasica, 681 nucleotides. The record is from the annotation of a GenBank genome assembly. NCBI's taxonomy places the organism in Eukaryota, Metazoa, Chordata, Actinopteri, Gobiiformes, Gobiidae.